GUGUCAGAUACAGAUAUGGAAUACACCAUCGAUGUCUUCUUCCGUCAGAGUUGGAGGGACGAGAGGCUGAAGUUUGACGGGCCCAUGCAAGUUUUACCCCUCAACAACCUUCUAGCCAGUAAAAUCUGGACACCUGAUACCUUUUUCCAUAAUGGAAAGAAAUCUGUGGCCCACAACAUGACAACUCCCAACAAACUGCUACGACUAGUUGACAAUGGCACUCUUCUCUACACAAUGAGGCUGACCAUUCAUGCCGAGUGCCCCAUGCACCUGGAGGAUUUCCCGAUGGAUGCACACGCCUGUCCUCUCAAGUUUGGCAGUUAUGCUUACACCAAUAACGAGGUGAUCUACCUUUGGACCCAGGGAGACGAGAGGUCUGUUGCUGUGGCAGAAGAUGGCUCCAGGCUGAAUCAAUAUGACUUGCUAGGACACGUUAUUGGCAAAGAAACCAUCAGUUCCAGCACAGGAGAAUAUGUAGUGAUGACAACAUACUUCCAUUUGAAAAGGAAAAUUGGCUAUUUUGUGAUUCAGACCUACCUCCCGUGCAUCAUGACUGUCAUACUGUCUCAGGUCUCCUUCUGGCUAAACAGAGAAUCGGUUCCUGCGCGCACUGUAUUUGGGGUCACCACUGUCCUAACCAUGACCACUCUGAGCAUCAGUGCUAGAAACUCCCUCCCUAAGGUGGCCUAUGCCACUGCCAUGGACUGGUUCAUGGCUGUGUGCUAUGCCUUUGUCUUCUCUGCCUUGAUUGAGUUUGCCACAGUCAACUACUUCACCAAGCGCAGCUGGGCAUGGGAUGGGAAAAAGGAGGGCAUGGAAAUAAGGAGAAGAGAAUCGGCGACGCUGUCCAAAAAGACGAACAACACCUUCAACAUUGUUGGGACUACCUACGCCAUCAACGUGGCUAAGGACCAAGGUUUGACCACCAUUUCCAAGAGUGCCAGGGAAGCGGCCGUCAAACAACACCCCUAUCUCCACAAAAUGGACGACCCGUACAUGGAGGCCAGGAAGUCAUACAACCGUGUCAGCAAAGUGGACAAGAUAUCACGCAUCAUUUUCCCGGUUCUUUUCUUCAUCUUCAACCUGGGCUACUGGGCCACGUACGUCAACAGGAAGCCCGCUAUCAUGAAGGCAAACGACCCAAACUGA
This is a messenger RNA of Scomber japonicus (chub mackerel), 1149 nucleotides long. It is a transcript of the gene gabra3, whose product is annotated as gamma-aminobutyric acid type A receptor subunit alpha3. Gene Ontology annotation, biological process: regulation of postsynaptic membrane potential; signal transduction; gamma-aminobutyric acid signaling pathway. Gene Ontology annotation, cellular component: neuron projection; postsynapse; dendrite membrane. NCBI's taxonomy places the organism in Eukaryota, Metazoa, Chordata, Actinopteri, Scombriformes, Scombridae. The record is from RefSeq and is a predicted model, not a curated record. The transcript has 7 exons. Gene Ontology annotation, molecular function: GABA-A receptor activity; benzodiazepine receptor activity; GABA-gated chloride ion channel activity. The coding region runs from base 16 to 1149 and encodes 377 amino acids.